This is a messenger RNA of Microplitis mediator, 1005 nucleotides long. RefSeq names its product macro domain-containing protein CT2219-like. Gene Ontology annotation, cellular component: nucleoplasm. Gene Ontology annotation, molecular function: ADP-ribosylglutamate-[protein] hydrolase activity. Gene Ontology annotation, biological process: DNA damage response; peptidyl-glutamate ADP-deribosylation; purine nucleoside metabolic process. Lineage: Eukaryota; Metazoa; Arthropoda; Insecta; Hymenoptera; Braconidae. The transcript is spliced from 6 exons. The record is from RefSeq and is a predicted model, not a curated record. The coding region runs from base 145 to 945 and encodes 266 amino acids.
UUUAUUAAGUAUAAAUAAUAAAAAUUAAAAAAAAAAAAAACAGUUCUAAAAACAUAAGUAUCGACUAAUAAAAACAAUAUAUAUUGUUCCGAGGAAAUAAAAUUAAUUAGUAAGUUAGAGAAAUUUCAUUUCAUUUAAAGAACAAUGUUGAAAUUAAAUAUUACCACCAACAAAUUGCCGGUUCAGGUAGAAAGGAUUUUUGAAAACUUGGUCACUUUGAAUUCACCAAAAUCACGAAAAUUUUCUAAAAUGUCGUUUGAAACAGAGAAAGAACGAUUUUUAAAGAUGGAAUUAGUAGAGAAAAGAAAAUAUUAUCACACAGCUGAUAUAAUAACUUCAGAUCAACUUAUGACAUGGCCAGAUUAUUGGAGAAAGAAUAAAGAUUCCAUAAAGUCAAUUGAUACUGAAGAAAUAGAGAAGACUAAAAAAGAGUUAGCCAAUAAAAUAUCGAUAAUGCAAGGUGACAUUACGUCUUUAGAAAUAGAUGCUAUUGUCAAUGCUGCAAAUUCAAGUCUGCUUGGUGGUGGUGGAGUUGAUGGAGCUAUUCAUAGGGCUAGUGGGCCAAAUCUCAAAAAAGAAUGUGCAACAUUAAAUGGAUGCAGAGUUGGUGAAGCAAAAAUAACAGGAGGUUAUAAGUUGCCAGCUAAAUAUGUUAUUCAUACUGUUGGACCACGUGGAGAAAACCCAGGAAAACUCAAAGAAUGUUACUUAAAUAGUCUUAAUGUCGCUAAACAAAAUAAUCUAAAAACAAUUGCUUUUCCAUGUAUAUCUACUGGAGUUUAUGGAUAUCCUCAAAGACCAGCUGCUAAAGUUGCUAUAACUACAGUCAAACAAUUUUUACAAGAAAAUGUUAACGAUAUUGAAAAAGUUAUUUUUUGUCUAUUCCUAGAUACUGAUAAAGAAAUUUAUGAGGAAUUGCUCCAAAAAUAUUUUGCUACAGAUUAAACAGUUUGCAAGCAAUUAAUAACGUCGUAGUUUUUAUAUCCAACCCAAUUAUUAUUUUUU